AUGUCUGAAGUCCACGGUGAUGCUGAGCCCGUUGCGACGGGUCCAGAGCAAAUGGAGUAUCCUUUGGCAUUGACUCCGAGACAAGUCACUCUCAGAGAUCGGGUGACAAUUGCGACGCUGAUGCCGUUCGCCUCAGCGGACGAUAUCCCGCGACCACUGCUGAAGUACCUCUCUGAUCAAUUUAACAAAGAAAUCGAAAAGGGAGACACCUAUGCUAUGACGGAGCCUAUUCCGUUGGCGCAAUUUGGGCGAUAUUGGUUCUCCAAUUUCGGUGUGGUCAUGUUGCUCGGUGAUAUCCAAAGUGUUGAGCAGACACAUUCUAUGGACCGGGCCGGUGCGAACUGGACCAAGAUCUGCCUGGGAGGCUUCCAUAUUCGACCCAAUUACCCUGGACGUAGUAGUCAUGUAUGUAACGGCACUUUUAUUGUCACGGAUGCUGCUCGAAACAAGGGUGUAGGUCGGCUGAUGGGCGAAGCAUACUUGGAGUGGGCGCCCCGGCUAGGCUACACAUAUGCUGUCUUCAACUUGGUCUACGAAACCAAUGUUGCCUCUUGCCGUCUAUGGGAUUCAUUAGGCUUCAAGCGCAUUGGCAGAGUCCCCGGUGGAGGCCAGCUCAAAUCCCAACCUGGAGAAUUCGUUGAUGCAAUCAUCUACGGCCGUGGCCUAAGCCUUGACGGCGAGGAUUCUGUCUCGCAGGACCGAUUUGAGAAGAUUCGAUAUUACCUCAAGCACUCCAAAUACCCCCGGGGUGCCGAUCGCGCUGAAAAGAGCCGACUUCGCAGCGCUGCUACCCAUUACAAACUGAUUGGUGGGGAGGAUGGCGAGCCGGAAAAGUUGAUGUUGAAGGACAAGGAGGUUGUGUCUGAUCCUCAGCAGCAAUACGAGAUUGCCAAAGAAGUCCACAUGAAACAGCAUGCUGGAAUCAACAAGACUACUGCCGCCAUCGCGGUCAAGUAUCACUGGGUACGAAUCAAGGAGACCGUGAACCGAGUAAUUCGAGACUGUCCACAGUGCAAGGAAACGCUCAAGGCACCGCCGAUCCCCGGUACCAAAGAUGAGGAAAAGUCCGUCUCAGUCGAGGCCCCCGAUAUGGAAGAAGAAGACUCGAUGGAUCACGAAGAAACAGACACGUCCGGUGUUCAUCCCGGCAUGGCGACUGAUAUUUCCCAAACCAUGGACGAAGCACCCGACGAGUCCUCCAACCAUAACCCAUUCAUCCACCCCACUGUUCCUACAAAUGUCCCCGGAACCGUUCAUCCCAUGGCAAGCUUCAACCCAAUGCCUUUGGACCCCCAGAUCAUGCAGCUGCAGCAACAACUGCGGCGCUACCAGCAGCAGAACGCCAUGGCCGGUGCUUUUGCACCAGGGCCACAACAUAUGAACAUGACCAACUUCGAUGAUGCAAUGCGUUACCAUACCGCCAGCAACGCCUACCAGAUGAUGGUGGACGAUGGUUCUGAUCCCUUCCGACAAGAGGUGCUUGGCUUGAUGAACCAUCCGUCCCACCAGGAUUUACAACAUGAUGCUGAACUGCUCGCCAAAUACGAAUAUGGGAGUCCAUCGGACGGCAAUUAUGACUUCACUUGA
Penicillium cataractarum is the source of this 1587-nucleotide messenger RNA. RefSeq names its product putative histone acetyltransferase Spt10. Gene Ontology annotation, molecular function: acyltransferase activity, transferring groups other than amino-acyl groups. Lineage: Eukaryota; Fungi; Ascomycota; Eurotiomycetes; Eurotiales; Aspergillaceae. The transcript is spliced from 2 exons. The coding region runs from base 1 to 1587 and encodes 528 amino acids. The record is from RefSeq and is a predicted model, not a curated record.